GAAGCCUCUCCCUCGGGCAAAAUACGUGCAAGUUUCGUAAAAGAUUAUUACAACGGUCGGUACAUUCGAGAACUCGUUAUUUUCGAAUGCUGGCAACCUUACGAUUCCGCAACAUUUGCAAGAGACGUGAUGCAACUUGAGAAGAAAGUGACAUUUUCAAAAAUAACAAAUGAUCUCGACAUGAAAAUGAUUUUAAGAGUAAAUUACUAUCGAAUCGGUGUCGUUCUCGAUUACGAUUGUCCCCACAGUGAGAUCGUUUUUGAAGAAUUUUCUAAACAUCAAUUGCCUUUCAACGAGUCUUACCAUUGGCUCGUGUUAACAUCGACAACGACGAUUCCCACUCAAGUUCUGAGUAAUUUGCCCUUGAGUGUCGAGAGCGAACUGACGAUUGCGAAUCGAGAGGAAAAUUCUUACGUUCUCUACGACGUUUAUAAUCCGAGUUAUCGACACAACGGACAACUUAAUGUGACCUUUAAGGGCACUUGGACGACUCAGAAGGGCCUGGAGGAUGAAAUGACUCAAUACAAGUACACGAGGCGUGGGAAUUUCCACGGGCUGACUUUGAACUUUUCAUUCGUGUUGACCAAUCCGCCUUUACCAGACUUCGAAACCUACAUGACAAGGCCCACGAACCGUCAUUUGGACACGAUGAUGCGUUUCCAUUACGCUAUAGUUCGCUACCUCAGGGACGCUUACAAUUUUACAAUGAAUUUGAAACAAGCUCCAACCUGGGGUUACUUCGUUAAUGGAACGUGGAAUGGGAUCUUGAAAGACAUGAUCGACGGUGUGACGGAUAUCAGCAUCGCACCCUUUCAACAAAAAGCCAAUCGCAUGGAAGUCUGCGAAUUCACUCUGAUUACUUAUAUUGGCAGGGUGGUCUUCAUUUUUCGGCAUCCUAAAAAGAACACUUUAAGAAACCCUUUCUUGAAGCCAUUCACCUCGAACGUGUGGUACAGCAUCGCAGCUCUUUCCAUCGUCUGUUACGCCAUUUUAUUACUCUUAACAAAAGUGGAGGCAAAACUCAUUGGGGCUGAAGUGAAGGGUGCUUCGAGUGGAACUUUGCAAUCGGAGGUCGACCUCGUCGUUGUCGGCGCAAUUUCACAACAAGGCAUAAACGCUGCUCCCAACAUCAUUUCUGGUCGAAUCCUCUUCAUUUCGCUUUUCCUCUGGGGACUUUUGCUCUAUCAAUUUUAUUCGGCUUCGAUCGUCGGCUCGUUGCUCGCCGAAGAGGCGAAAUACAUCACGACUUUGGAGCAACUUGACGCCUCCAACAUGGAGUUGGGCAUCGAGGAGAUGCCUUACUAUCCAGCAGUAUUUAAAUACGGAGGAUCGCCAGUUCUGCUGCGAAUGUACGACGAAAAAAUGAGGCCGACUCCAGAGAGGCCGAAAGGUGCGUACACGAGUGCUGGGCGUGGAUUGAGUUUGGUGAAAAAAGGCGGCUACGCGUUGAGCAUUGAGUCGGGAACGGCCUACAAAAUCAUCGAGGUAACUUUGGACUGAUUGAUCGAAUCGUCUAAUGCCUUAAUUUCGAUUUAUUGAUUAUCCAAAGAAUUAGAAUCUAUGAUUGAGAAAGCCUCACAAAAAUGAUGAAUCUUUGAAAUCACGAGGACACUUUUUCCGAGGAUGAGAUCUGCGACUUGCAAGAAAUAGAACCAAUCAAA
Messenger RNA from Venturia canescens, 1661 nucleotides. Its product is annotated as ionotropic receptor 75a-like. Bases 130 to 1500 code for a protein of 456 amino acids. Lineage: Eukaryota; Metazoa; Arthropoda; Insecta; Hymenoptera; Ichneumonidae. The transcript is spliced from 7 exons. The record is from RefSeq and is a predicted model, not a curated record.